This is a messenger RNA of Eimeria necatrix, 1359 nucleotides long. RefSeq lists its product as hypothetical. The coding region runs from base 1 to 1359 and encodes 452 amino acids. The transcript has a single exon. NCBI's taxonomy places the organism in Eukaryota, Apicomplexa, Conoidasida, Eucoccidiorida, Eimeriidae. The record is from RefSeq and is a predicted model, not a curated record.
AUGUCCCCAACCGCCCCUGCGAAGCCUGCUGCUGCUGCUCCAGCAGCAGCAGCAGCAGCAGCAAAAGCAAGGGGCCCCCGAGGGGGCCCCUCCGGGGUGUCCCCCAAGGGGCGGCGGCACGAGGGCCCCGAAGAUGAGCAGACACCUGCAGAAGCAGCAGCAGCAGCAGCAAUUGAAGCCAUUGUUGCUGCUGGUGCUGCGCUGCUGCAGAAGAGAGCAGCAGACAGAAACUGCUUCGCUUUUGCUGCUGCUGCAGUAACUCAUUCAAUACUUAAUAUCCUCAGACUCUCUCACAUCACUAUAGACCCAGGCGAGCCAGCAGACCUAAUCAGCACGCCCCAGGGGCCCCCAACGGGGGCCCCUGGGGGCCCCCUGGGGGCCCCAGGGGCCCCCCUGGGGGCCCCAGGGGCCCCCCUGGGGGACCCCACAGGGGCCUCCACAGAACCCCACAGCGAGCUGCCAGAGGCCCCUGGAGGCCCCUCCAUAGGGGAGGCUGGGGGGCCCCCUGGAGGGGCCCUCGUAGAAAGCCCUCAAGGGGCCCCUGGGGGGCCCCCCAGCGAGCCAAACGUGGGGGCCCCUGUGGGGCCCCCUGUGGGGGCCCCUGCGGAGGCCCCUGCGGGGGGCCCCACGAAUGGCCCUGUGGGGGCCCCUAUGGGGGCCCCCAUGAAUGGCCCUACGGGGGCCACCAUGAAUGGCCCUACGGGGGCCCCCGUGGGGGCCCCCGUGGGGGCCCCUGGGGGGCCCCCCGUGGGGGCCCCUGGGGGGCCCCCCGUGGGGGCCCCUGGGGGGGCCCCCUGGGAUGUACCCCCCAUGCCUGUGCAUGGGUGUCAAGACAGCUGGGCCCCCGGCUGCUGCGGCAUUAAGGCUUUGGACCCUUUGCUGCUGCAGCAGCUGGAAGCAGCAGAAAAGAAAAGAGCAGAGUUAGCAGCAAGAAGAUGUGCGCUGCUGCGGAGAAAGGGCACGCUCUUUGCUGCAGUGGCGAAGGGCAAAUCCCCUGCUGCUGCUGCUGCUGCUGCUGCUGCAGCAACUGCGAAAAUCGACGGCCGCGCAGCAGCAGCAGCAGCAGACAAAGGGAAACUCCAAAAGGCUUCAACGGAGAAGAAACAGCUGCCGCAGCAAAAACCAAAGCAGCAGCAGCAGCAGCAGAAACCGAAGCAGCAGCAGCAGCAGCAGCAACAGCAGCAGCAACAGCAGGAGCAGCAACAGCAACAGCAGCAGCAGCAGCAACAAGAGCAACAGCAGCAGCAACAGCAGUUGCAGCAAAGUGAAGACUCAAAGCAAGCAGCAGGGGGCACGCUUGCUGCUGCCAGCAGCAGCGGCUCGUUGGCUGGCAGCUGUAAUCAAAGCAGUUCAAAUUAA